AUGAAAGAAGCCUUCUCAAAGCGCGAGAUCUCAAAUCGCCAGUUUUCGGAAACAGCGCUCAAAACUAUUCAAAACAUGCUCGACAGAAAAGACUACCACAAGAUUCCCCACUCUCUGCUGGAUGUAAAUGAUCCACUGAUCAAGAAUGGCCUUGGAGAUAGAGCUGGAACUGCUGAUGGACGAUACGAUCAGUUUCAUAAGAAAUCAAGGGUUCAAUGGCAUGAUACGAUGAAGAGACUUGUUGGGAAAAAUAAAAUCGCGGAGAUCAUCGAAUCUUCAGCCGAAAAUAUCUGCCUUCAACUCAAUCGUCUUGGCGCAUCCCCAACUGGAAUUGACCCUAGAAGAAUCUUCAUGAAUGGAAGCAUGAAUGUCACUUCUGGCUUUGCUUUCGGACUGAAUUACGAUUUCCAAGACCCUGAGUUUACGAAGAUCGCGGAAUAUAUCGACGGCUAUUUUGCUGGACUAAUGCAUUACAAUUUGAAGCAAGUUUGCAGCAAUAUUGUGCCGAGUUGGGUCAACGAAAGUGAUUACUACAAUCAAAUUUGGCGUAAAACUCCAGUUAGACAUUUUGAAGACGCGGUUCCACAGUUUCAUGGUUAUGUUUUUGAGAUCAUCAAAGAGCAACGAAAAACACUUGACCCGUCGAAUCCGCGAAAUUAUCUAGAUACUCUGCUAAUCGACGCAGAAACUGAACCAAAAUGGGGCUACUUUACCGCUGCUGCGACAAUUAUUGGCAUUUUCCUUGGUGCUAGCGACACUCUCGCAAAUACGAUGACAUGGUUAUCAAUGAUCUUAGCAGAUCAUCCAGACGUUCAGCAAAAAGUUUUCGAAGAAAUCAAAGCUGCUCGUUCGAUGGAUACUGACUUGAAGAAAGAGAACUGUCCGUUUACGAGGUCUGUCUUGCUCGAAAGCAGAAGAUUGAAUCCGGUGACAGACACACUCAUUCAUAUGGUUUCUGAAGACACGAAAAUCAAAGGGUUCACCUUUCCCAAGAACUCUCAAAUCUUAGGGUCCCUAACGGCGAUAAUGCACGAUCCCAAAAACUUCCGUGAGCCUUCUAAAUUUAUCCCUGACCGCUUCAUCGACGAAAAUGGCGAAUUCGUAAAUGACCCAAAGGUUUGCGGAUUCUCUGUUGGGCUUAGAAAUUGUAUCGGAAAAUCCUUGGCAAUUGAGGAGUAUUUCGUAUUUGCGACGACUUUGGUGGAAAAUUUCGAAAUAAAGAGACUUGCUGGAAAUAUGGACAUUGAAGCUCAUCCCUUUCUUCGAAUUCCAAAAGACGACAUUCGCCUUCAAUUUAUCUCAAGAACCAAACCAAAUGAACUUCUAACUAAAUAA
Molecule: messenger RNA, 1335 nt
Organism: Oikopleura dioica
Lineage: Eukaryota; Metazoa; Chordata; Appendicularia; Copelata; Oikopleuridae
Source: the annotation of a GenBank genome assembly